GCCAUGGAAAGUGUGACUGUGGGAAGUGCAAAUGUGAUGAAGGCUGGUAUGGUGAAGCUUGUCAGUACCCAACUACUUGCAAUCUUACACGGAGAAAAAGCAAUGAAAUGUGCAAGAAUUCUCAAGAUAUCAUCUGUUCUGGUGCAGGCACGUGUCAGUGUGGCAGGUGUAAAUGUGCAAACUCAGAAGGAAAUGGACUUGUGUAUGGCAAAUUUUGUGAGUGCGAUGACAGAGAAUGCAUAGAUGAUGAAACAGGAGAGUUUUGUACAGGCCAUGGGAAGUGUUACUGUGGAAACUGUUACUGUGAGGCUGGUUGGCAUGGAGAUAAAUGUGAAUUCCAGUGUGACAUCACCCCCUGGGAGAUCAAGAAAAGAUGCACAUCUCCAGAUGGCAAAAUCUGCAGCAACAGAGGUACAUGUGUAUGUGGGGAAUGCACAUGCCAUGAUGUAGACCCAACUGGUGACUGGGGAGAUAUUCAUGGAGAUACCUGUGAGUGUGAUGAAAGGAACUGCAAGGCAGUGUAUGAUAGAUAUUCUGAUGACUUCUGUUCAGGUCAUGGACAGUGUAAUUGUGGAAGAUGUGACUGUAAAGAAGGAUGGACUGGGAAAAAGUGUGAGCAUCCACGUUCUUGUCCUUUGUCAGUUGAGGAAAGUGCUAAGAAAUGCCAAGGAAAUUCUAAUUUACUUUGCUCUGGAAGAGGGAGAUGUGAAUGUGGCCAAUGCACUUGUUUCCCUCCAGGAGACAACAGAGUUCAUGGCAAAAACUGUGAAUGUGAUGAUCGACAGUGUGAAAAUGCAGAAGGAGAUGUUUGUGGGGGCCAUGGUAUCUGCUCAUGUGGCCGAUGCAUUUGCCAGGAUGGGUGGUUUGGAAACCUGUGCCAGCACUCCAGGAAGUGCAACAUGACGGAGCAGGAGAGCAGAAGUCUCUGCGAGUCAGCGGAUGGCAUAUUAUGCUCGGGGAAGGGUUCCUGCCACUGUGGAAAGUGCAUCUGUUCUCCCCAGGAAUGGUACAUUUCAGGCGAUUUCUGUGAAUGCGAUGACAGAGACUGUGACAAACAUGAUGGUCUCAUUUGCACAGGCAACGGUGUUUGUAGCUGUGGAAACUGUGAGUGCUGGGAAGGAUGGACUGGAAAUGCUUGUGAAAUCUGGCUGGGAAGAGAAUACCCUUAAUGAAGGAUCUCAAAAGACUGAGGAGGGUUUCUUGUUUGUUUUUCUUUAGGCUGCUAGAACAUUUAAUUUCAGAAGUGCUCAGUGUGUGGGUGUGGGUGUGCACGUAAGCACAUGUACAUGGCUGUAAGUACAUUAGAACACAUUUGAGGACCUGCUCCUAAAAGAAAUGUAUCAAAAAACCCUAAAAAAGGGAGCAGGAAAAUCCCAGCUCUAGAAGGUGAAGUCAUAAAAUACUGGCCCUGUGGGACUUCUCCAGAGGUUUUUUUGUAAAUUCAGUGGAACUGAGAUUAUACCUAUAAUGCCUGUUUCUUUAAGCAACCCUUGGAAAAGGUAUAAGAAAGCCUUUUUUAAUAUUAUUUACUUGGUCAUCAUCUCCCCUUAUCAAUCUGCAACAACACCCCUGUAGAGGAGUAACACUAGCUGAAUAUUUGUCAAAUAACUAGUUUGAUUAAUUUUAUGGUGUUGGAAAAAUAUAUGAUUUGACCUAUAUUUCUUUCUAACAAUCCUAAUCAUGCACCAGCUCAUAAAUUGAAAGAAACUGUAAAGAAGUCUAUAAAAAUAUUAGUGAUUUUUUUUUGUCAAAUAAUUAUCUGAGAUCCAAUUACAUGACAGCCAUAAACUGAAGACCCAAAAUGUUUGAAUAGACCCUUUUCCACAAAAGAACUUCUUAGUUUCUGUGGUUAAUGUGUCAGUAAGCUGGUUAUCUAAUCUACAUACUACAAUACUUUCAAAUACAUAACCUAUAGGAAAAUAAGGAAUGAAAUUAAUAAAGAUAUAAAUGUAUGAUUGCCUAUUCUGAAUAUGUAUUCUGCAACUCAUAUGUACUCCUAUCACACUGUUCAAUGUAGGUACAGUUGCCUUUUAAAAGUAAAGUAAAUGAAAAUUUGUUAUAUUGAAAAUGAAAAUAUGUCACUUUGAGAAUGAAAAUUCUGUCUACUAUUCGAAAUCAGAUUACGCUGUCACACAUGGUAUUUAUUGAAUUUAACUGCUUUUAUAGAAGUGGGAAACUUGAAGGUCAACUGACUUGAAAAAUCAUCUAUGCUAUGCAGCAGCUUGGUCUCAGCCAAAGAUGUUUGGACAAUGUCAACAAAGUAAUUAAAGUUUUAAUACAGUAAAUACAAACAAAGCAGUGGUAUGAACAAAAAUUUUAUUUUUAUUUUCCAAUGGUGAAAUGCUGCUCAGUGUGAAAUUCACGUUGAGUAAUGAAUGAUGCACAACUAUUGGGACUUCCCUAACUUAUUUACAUAUGAGUCUCUUAAUUUUUUGUACAUGUAGAUUUGGCAGCCCUUGAAUUCUUUAGAGCAAAAAGAAGAAAUAUACAUUUUAGUUUGAAAACUGUUUACAUUUUGUGAAAUCAUGAUUGAGUGAGAAAACUGAUUAAAUGGCUGAAAAAUACUUUUAGAUACCAAACUGUAACACUGGGGUUUAGGUGCCAAGGUCCUAAAAAGAGGUACAUGAUUCAGAAAUAAUGGAACUACGUAUCAACCAAAUUUCCAUUAUUAGUCUAGAAAUUAGUUUUCUUUUAGAAAGGACAGUUUUGAAACAGGAAAAUACAAUGCUACAGAACAUGUAAUAGAAUGCAAAAUUUCAAAUUUAUUUAAUUGCCUUAUUAUUGCCCCUUCCAAAGUAGCUUGUUCUCUCACCAAAUUUUUUUUUUUAGUUAGCCUGUAUUCUUUCUUUCUGAAAAUGAAGCCUGUGAAACCCAUGUACUCAGGGAGCAUAAUCACCAAACAUCCAAUAUAUAUAUG
Messenger RNA from Empidonax traillii (willow flycatcher), 2917 nucleotides. It is a transcript of the gene ITGBL1, whose product is annotated as integrin subunit beta like 1. Bases 108 to 1169 code for a protein of 353 amino acids. Gene Ontology annotation, biological process: cell migration; integrin-mediated signaling pathway; cell-matrix adhesion. Gene Ontology annotation, cellular component: integrin complex; cell surface; focal adhesion. Gene Ontology annotation, molecular function: integrin binding. Lineage: Eukaryota; Metazoa; Chordata; Aves; Passeriformes; Tyrannidae. The transcript is spliced from 9 exons. The record is from RefSeq and is a predicted model, not a curated record.